Messenger RNA from Arthroderma uncinatum, 1356 nucleotides. Its product is annotated as mandelate racemase/muconate lactonizing enzyme family protein. Gene Ontology annotation, molecular function: L-fuconate dehydratase activity; magnesium ion binding. The record is from RefSeq and is a predicted model, not a curated record. Gene Ontology annotation, biological process: carbohydrate catabolic process; amino acid catabolic process. NCBI's taxonomy places the organism in Eukaryota, Fungi, Ascomycota, Eurotiomycetes, Onygenales, Arthrodermataceae. Bases 1 to 1356 code for a protein of 451 amino acids. The transcript is spliced from 4 exons.
AUGAAGAUCACCGGCUUCUCCUCGCACGAUGUGCGAUUCCCUACGUCGCUGGACAAUACCGGCUCAGAUGCCAUGAAUGCCGCUACGGACUACUCUGCCGCGUACUGCGUGCUGCAGACGGACUCAGCCCACGCUGGCCAUGGCAUGACUUUUACCAUCGGCCGAGGCAAUGAGAUUGUCUGCACGACCAUUGAUGCGCUGGCGCCGCUACUGGUGGGAAAGGAGCUCGCAUCGCUAACCGAUGAUUGGGGGAAGACAUGGCGCUAUUUGGUAUCCGAUAGUCAGCUUCGAUGGAUCGGGCCUGAAAAGGGCGUGAUCCAUCUUGCGCUUGGAGCUGUGGUGAAUGCCCUGUGGGACCUUUGGGCAAAGACGCUCAACAAGCCUGUGUGGAGGGUGGUGGCGGACAUGACGCCCGAAGAGUUGGUAAGAUGCAUAGACUUCAGGUAUAUCACUGACGCAAUUACGCCAGAGGAAGCAAUCAAGUUGCUGAAGGAAGUGGAGCCCACGAAGCAGCAAAGAAUUGCGGAAGCGGAACGCAACGAGGCGGUUCCGGCGUACACGACCAGCGCUGGCUGGCUGGGCUACGAUGAGGACAAGAUGAAGGCCUUGCUCGAGCAGAGCGUCAAGGAUGGGUAUCGUUACUUCAAGCUGAAAGUUGGCGGUGACCUGGCUAAGGAUAAACGACGAUUGACGAUCGCAAGGAAUGCCAUUGGAUACGACAAGGGAAAUGUUUUGAUGGUCGAUGCCAAUCAGGUGUGGUCAGUUCCCGAAGCUAUCUCCCAUAUGAAGGAGCUAGCCGGGUUCAAGCCCUGGUUUAUCGAGGAGCCCACUUCUCCAGACGAUAUACUAGGCCAUGCAGCCAUCCGCAAAGCACUCCAAGAUACGCCACACGGCGCCAUUGGAGUCGCUACGGGCGAAAUGUGCCAGAACCGAGUUAUGUUCAAGCAAUUCCUUCAGUCCGGUGCACUGACCGUCCUUCAGCCAGACGCAUGUCGAGUCGGCGGCGUCAACGAGUGUCUCGCCAUUCUCCUGCUGGCGCGGAAAUUCGGCGUCCCCGUCGUCCCCCAUUCAGGGGGGGUUGGGCUGCCCGAGUACACACAGCAUCUAAGUACAAUUGACUAUGUUGUGAUGACGGGCAAGAAGAGCGUGCUGGAGUAUGUGGACCACUUGCAUGAGCACUUUGAAUAUCCGGCCAGGGUGCGGAACGGGUAUUACGUUACACCCAUGGAGCCUGGGUACAGCGUGCAGAUGAAGGCGCGUAGCAUGGAAGAAUACUCAUUCCCUGGAGAGGAAGGGAAGAGCUGGUGGAGAUCCGAAGAGGCGAAGCCAGUCUUACAGCGUGCCCGUGUGGGUUGA